Spinacia oleracea (spinach) is the source of this 2097-nucleotide messenger RNA. RefSeq lists its product as uncharacterized. Bases 166 to 1800 code for a protein of 544 amino acids. The record is from RefSeq and is a predicted model, not a curated record. NCBI's taxonomy places the organism in Eukaryota, Viridiplantae, Streptophyta, Magnoliopsida, Caryophyllales, Amaranthaceae. The transcript has 13 exons.
AAAAGAAUGAAAUAAAGGGGAUAAAAAAGAACUCAAAAAUCCGGAAACCAUAGUGUUCAUCGUUUCCCCCAAAAUUCGAUCGAUAGAAAAUUCUAGGGUUUAGGGCUUGAUUUUUCCCCAAAUUCAAUCUCACCUGCAAAAAAGAAAGAGAGAGCGAAAGGAAAGAUGUGGCAUGAAGCGCGCAGGUCGGAGAAGAAAGUGCACGACAUGAUGGAUGCCGCAAGGAAAAGGGCGCAGAGAAGAGCGCUAUUUUUGGCAAAGAGGCGAGGUGAUCCUCAGCAGUCUAUCCAAGUUAUCGGCUCUCGUUGUCGCACUUAUCGCGAUGACGGCCUUUACCAAGCCACCCAGGAUCAACAGGGAUUAAUUCCCUGGAAUGGCAAAGAGGAUAAUUUAAUCGACAGAUUUGAUGGACGUGCUCUUCUUGAUUUUAUUCGUGAUCCGGAUACUCGUCGAUUUCGUCAACAAGAGAAGACUGAGGAGGAAGAAGAACUGGAAGAGUUUGUUAGUUUUGAGCGUUAUCGGGAUUUAAUUAAGCAUCGACGUAGAGGAUUUUCGGAUGAAGAGGGUUUGGAUCACGUCAAUCAAGUAAUUGAAGCAAAAUUUGCGCUGCCAUUUGCUCUUGACAAGCCGAAUUUAUCUCAAACUCCUGCGAGCAAGGGUACUUAUUCUCAGGUGGGUUUUUCAUAUGACGGGGAUGGGAAAGAGGAUCCUCGUUCUUCAGAUGAUGAUGAUGAGGAUGAUGAUGAAGAAGACGAAGAUGAUGAUGAGGAGUUUAACAGUGAUGAUAGUGGUGAUGAACGAAUGGAAACCAUAGCUAAGGAUUUUGGGGUGAAAAGAUACGGUUGGCUUGUCUAUAUGGAUAAGAAGGCUAAAGAGGAAGAAAAGAGGCAAAAAGAAGUGAUUAAGGGAGAUCCAGCAAUUAGGAAAUUGAGUCGCAAGGAGAGAAGGAAGGUUUCUCAGCUAGAAAGGGAGAAAGAAAGGGAGGCUGCACGCGUCACAGGAACCCAUGUUCUUCAUCACGAUCCUUAUCGAGAGUCAAGGCGUAGUCCCACGUAUGACGCUUACCCUCGUUCAAGAAGAUCGAGAUCACGGUCAAGGUCUCACUCUCCAUCAUAUUCUAGGCGGCAUGCUCGUGGACGUUCCGAUGACCAUCAUCGAAGCAAAUCUAAGGCUCCCAAAAUUGAAUUCAUCACGGAGUUUGGGGGUUCUCCUGACAGACGAGAGCCAAAGCUGGAAGGAGUCUCUCCACCACCUUCUCCUCCUCAGGCUGAAGUAUCGAAUCGGGCUUCAUCAGUCCGUAUACUUGAGGCCUUACAUGUUGAUCCUGCCUCUGGUGCAUCUCUUGAUAAAGAAAAAAAUGCUAAAGUCAUAAAGCCCCCAGUAAGCACAUCUUCUGCAUUGGCCAAACUGAAGGGAGCCACAGGGGGGACAUCAAAGAAAUCACAGGGUGAAAAGAAGGAAACACCUCAGGAGAGGCUUAAAAGGAUCAUGAGCAAACAAUUGAAUAAACAAAUAAAAAAAGAUGCUGUUGUAGAGAUGGCUAAGAAAAAAGAGCAAGAGAAGCAGAGGCUGGAAAAGCUGGCAGAAACUAGUCGUUUGAGUAGAUAUAGACGACGUAGCCGUAGUAGGAGCAACAGUCGUUCGCCACGGAGACGACACAGGUAUAGCAGAAGUCCAAGUAGAGGACGAAGUUCAAGGAGAUACAAUUCUCGUUCUCGUUCGCGUUCUCACUCUCGAUCUCACUCCCGUUCUCGGUCCCCACCACGCUCUCCAAGGCGCAGAAGUCGGUCUAGGUACUGAUGCAGAUGAAAUUAAUGUAUGAUUGUGUAUGUUUGUUUGCAUAUGAAAAAUAUGCUUGUAUGUUGGAAAAAAGUCUCCUAGAGUAGGUUACAUAUAUAGUCCUGGUUUGUGUAGGCUAUUGGGGGAGAAAAACAUGUUUGUUUUGUAUCUUGUAAGAACACGAGUACUGGGAUGCAGAGAAGUGUCUGUUUUUGUAUUGCUACAUUCAGUUAAGUACUGGUUGAUUCCCAAAACAGCCUGCAAAUUGGCGCAUGAAUUCAGUUUUUUCUUGGAAUACAUUCUUUUUCUUUGUUUUCA